Messenger RNA from Bursaphelenchus okinawaensis, 7505 nucleotides. The record is from the annotation of a GenBank genome assembly. Lineage: Eukaryota; Metazoa; Nematoda; Chromadorea; Rhabditida; Aphelenchoididae.
AUGGAAGUGGCAGAAGAACCGCUUCUGAAUGGGGACAAACAAAUUAUGCAAAGCCCUGAGGGCACAACUUCAAAGUCCAGCAGAAUUUCAUGGCGAGAGUGAGUGUUUUGUAUAAAUACAACAUUGACAUGACUCUACAUCAACAUAGCAACGUAUUUGACUUGGGGAGCAAUAGGUUAAGAGAGGAAGGAGUUACUGUAUUUUUAGUUUUUGGGUUUAUGAGGUUUAAGGUUACUGGAUUUUUAGUCUUGAGUUUUUGAAAGAUGAGGGUACUUUAUUUUGUUUUUACAUAGUAAAAGGCUUGUCGUUACUGUGUUUACCUUUGGGGGGUUACAAAGUAGGCUUUAUUGUAAUUUUAAACUGUGAAUUGUAAAGCCUUACACUACUGUAUUAUUGUUAGGUUGUUCAAAUAAUUAUGUGCUCUUAUAAUUUCGAAAAUUUGCUUUGAGAGGGAGCACAGAAUUAUCUGAACAACCUAAUAAAAGAUUUUUUGAAUAAGUGAUAUAUGAAGUUGUUAUGUGACGUUUGAAAUAGUAUAGACAUGAGAUUUGUGAUGUUCGCAGUGAUAACAGAUCUCUGGACACUAUGUUAACGGCCUUUAUAAGCCACAGAACGGGCUAGUUUAGGCAGUCUUCUUAAAUUUUGUUACUUAAUGAGUAAUUUUUUCGUAUUUUUUAAAAAAAUUUGGACUUUUUGCCUUAUUUUUAUGGCAUUUUUCUAAUUUUGAGUUUGUUCAAAUAAUUCUAUGCUCUUCUCAAAGCAAAUUGACAAGGUUAUGGGGCAGAAUUAUUUGAAUAAUUUAAUAAGAUGAGCCUUAUCAAACCAUAUUUUACAAAUUAAAAACGAAAAAAUGUCGAAAAAUUUAAGAAAUUUAAUAGAAAAGCCUCUGAAACGUGAUCUGACAUAGCUUUUCGAAAUUUUUAAAACAUUUUGUUAAGAUAGUGAUAUUAUGAUUAGAGUCUGACUUAUCAGCCUAAACCUAUAUGAAUAUGCAAGUUUAAAGUAAGAAAGUUUUAAAAACAACCUUGUUGUUAUAGUGGGGAUUUGGUGAUACGGUUGUUUUGGAAAAGUUUUAUCGCCUUAGACUUACCGUAGUUAUAUAAGAGAUGGAUGGUGCAUAUGUUGGUGUUUUAUUGUGAUUUACUUCUUUUUUAGGUAAAAGAGGGUAGUGUAAUAUAGACAGGAUACUUGGUUAUUGGUAGACAUGAGCAGCGUGCCGGCCCGGGCCCUACCUUCGGGCCGGGCCUGAGCAAAAUCAAAAACGGGCCGGGCUUGAAAAUUAGGCCUGGCCCGUUGCUCAUGUCUAGUUAUUGGGGAAUUUUGUAAUAGAUAUCUGUAGCUGGGUACUGUAUUUGGUGUGCUAUAAGUCUUAUUGUGACUGCACGGUGCAAUGAAAGUCUUUUAAAUCAGCUAAAAUAAGACUUCUAGAAGCUGUUAGGGCUGUUUUAUAUGUAAAAGCAUGAUCUUUUUAUGUUUUACUAUGUAUCAAUAUAACUAUAGGUACCCUCUGUAAUGGUUUGUAUUUCAGUUACUUCAAAAAGUUUGGCCGUCGAAGGGAGAAGCAGGAUUUUGUCGUUGUAAUGGGCCGAAAGCUUGCUAAACGCAAUGGAAAGGCGCCUUCGUUGUUGGAGUACAACCCGGCUUCAUUCUACGAAAUGGUGGGUUACUGUAAUUUUAAUUUAUUUUUGAUUUCACUGCGGUAUAUAGUUUGAUUUACUGCAGUGUUUAAAUAAUUCUGUGGUCUUUCUGAAGGCAACCUUUUGGGGAUAGGGGGCACAUAAUUAUUUGAACAACUUAAUAUUUCAGUCAAUCUUAAGAUAACAGCUACUGUAAUAUCUGUAAAAAGCUAAAGUAUUCCUCAUAAUAAAUCUAAAUUCAGAUGCGAUACGCCAACAGAUUUGACUGGGCCUUGCUGUGGACUGGAGUCGCGUUUUCUUUGAUUACUGGAGCUGCAUCGCCAUUAGGAUCAAUAAUCUUCAGAGGAAUUACAAACACCUUGAUGAUGGCACAAAAUGAGUACGAUAAUGGUGGCAUCAACAUGGGCACCUUCUACGAUGGUGUCGUAUUCUACGUUCUUAUGUACUUAACUCUUGGUAUCUGCACGUUUGUGUUGAGUUAUAUUUCGGUAAGUCUUUACAUCGUUUUGAGUUACAUUUGGGUAUGUUUGUGUAUUAUUAGCUUUAGUAUGGUCGUUAAGAUUAAUUAUAGGAUGGUGAAGUAUAACAUAUGUAACUAUGGUUUGAUUGUUUUUAUGGGGCCUGAUCUAUAGUAUGACACUAAUUGUGGCUGGUAAACCUUGUAUGAUUUUGUAUAAAUGGUUUGCCUAAUAUAGUACAUGCUUUCAGUCAGCCUGUUUCUUUACAUUAUGUGAAAGGCAACUGGAUACCUACCGUAAGAAGUUCUUGUUCGCUGUAUUACAUCAAGAUAUAGCAUGGUUUGAUACGAACGAAGUUGGAAAACUUACUCAGAAAAUGUCAUCGUAUGUUUUACUUUUGUAUAUUAUACUAGCGUUUGAUCUUUUUUUUAUAAAUUAUGUUGUUCGAAAAAGAAUGCCAUUUUUAUUUUUUGCUGUUUGAAAAAGAAUGGCAUGUUACCAACAAAAAAUUGAGAAAAGUAGCAUAUUUCUCUACUAUUAUAUAAUAUUCAUGGUAUAUAUAUGCAGACUUACAUAGUAACACAACAUUUUCAGAGGAAUUGACCGUAUCCGUGAUGGUACUAGUGACAAGAUAUCUGUACUAAUACAAGCUUUUGCUUGUUUGGUAUCAGGUAUUAUCGUAGGGUUUACUAUGAGCUGGCAAAUGACAUUGAUCAUGUUGAUCGUUAUCCCAUUUGUCAUCAUGGUCAUCUGGGGAUCUGCUUUGGUAAGUAAGACUUACUGUAGUUGAUCAGUAUGGCUUAAGAAUAUAUUAUUAUAGUCAUACCUAUGCUUUGUAGCUGCAAUAUAUAUUAUCGUAACUACAAAAGUUUGUCUAUUCAUAUUUACUUACUGUAAUAUUGCUUCUUUUACCUUAAAAUGACAUUUCACAACAUUUUUAAAUGACAUUUUAUAAUAUUUUAAAAUGAUAUUUCAGACAGUGAAAAAGUCGCUGCGAAAGCAGAACGAAGCCUACGGAUCAGCUGGCGCUGUAGCCGAAGAAGUCAUCAAUGGCGUUCGUACUGUAGCCGCCUUCAACGCACAGUAUUUCGAGAUUGAGAGAUACAGUAAAUACCUCGGCAUGGGAUGUAGUAAUGGUACCAAGAAGCACUUACUGACCGGUAUCUUCAGUGGAAUGUACUUGUUGAUCUUGUUCGCUUCGAUGGGCUUCGCGUUUUGGUGGGUUUUAAUUAUGUUUGGUACUGUAAAGCACUGGUACUAUUACUGAAUUUUUUUGUAGGGCUUUACAAUUACUACACUUUACUAUUAAAGUCUAUCACGGUGAGAUAUAACGCCUUUCAUAGCAAUAUUAUUACUUCCUUAUGGUAAUAUUAUUGUAGGUACGGUACCAACUUGGUAUUGGAAGGAGAGAUGACCCCAGGCACGGUGUUUGCUGUCUUCUGGGCUUGUGUUAUCGGAGCGAUGAGGGUUGGUCAGGCUGUGCCACAGAUUUCUACAGUAAUGGGUGCCAAGAUGUCAGCCGGGGAAAUAUUCUCUAUCAUUGACAGAGUAAGUUUUACCAUGUAACCGGGGGGGGUAUGACUACAUGUUUUAACUGUGGGGGUUCACAAAGCUCUUGAUCAACGGUUGGCCUAGGCCUAUCUUCUUCUCUUUCUUAUGAUAUUUCUAACUUUAAAAUGGUUAAUAUAAUCACGCCAAGCUAAAGUAAUAUGUACCUUCUUCAGAAGCCAUCUCUAGAUUGUUGUACCGAGAAAGGCAUCAAACUACCGAAAGUCGAAGGUCGUAUCACCUUCUCUGACAUCUACUUCCGUUAUCCAAGUCGACCAGAAGUACCAAUUGUGAGCGGAGUUUCUUUCGAUGUUGAAGCCGGUCAUACUGUAGCAUUGGUAGGCCACAGUGGGUGUGGUAAAAGUACGAUGAUGUCAUUUCUUAUGCGUUACUACAGUCCUGACAAGGGAACGGUACGUUUUGAAAUUUGAUUUUUGUACUUGAAUUUUGAAUUUUCUGCCAAUAUUGAUGUUAAUAUGCGAUAGAAAGAUUAAACUGAACUUAUAGGAUGGUGAAAUAUAACAUAUAUUAUCAUAGUAAUACCUACAUUAUGAUGUCUAAGGUUAAUUGUAGGUACUGGUGGACGGAAAACCAAUUGAAGACCUGAACAUCAACUGGCUGAGAAAUGUGAUCGGUAUCGUAUCUCAAGAGCCCAUCGUAUUCGCGACCUCAGUAAUCGAGAACUUGAAGAUGGGAAAGGAAGACUUGACCCAAGAAGAGAUGAUCAAGGCGUGUGAAGCUGCCAAUGCUCAUGAAUUCAUUGUUAAACUGCCAAAUGUAAGCUUAUUUUACUUGUUAUGAUAUAUCGAUAGUAGGUAUAUCGAUAUGAUUUUGAAGAUAGUGGUUUAAACUAACAAUUAUGGCAUUAAACUUAACUUACUAUAACUUAAUUCAGGGCUAUGACACCCAAAUCGGCGAAGGCGGUGUAAAACUCUCCGGAGGCCAGAAACAACGUCUAGCCAUUGCCCGUGCCCUCGUCAGAAACCCCAAGAUCCUACUGUUAGACGAAGCUACAUCAGCCUUGGACACAGAAUCUGAACGUAUUGUACAAAAAGCCAUCGAUCAAGCAGCGACCGGUCGAACCACCAUCAUGAUUGCGCACAGACUGAGCACGGUACGGAACGCCGACAAGAUUAUCGUCUUCGACCACGGUAAAAUUGUGGAAUCCGGAACUCACGAAGAACUCAUGGAUCUGGAUGGUGUCUACAAAGGACUGGUACAAGCACAGGAGAUCGAACAGUACCAUGAAGAGGAUGAUGUUGUAGUAGAUGACGAGGAGAGGAGUCCUAGUCGACCAGUCAGUAGAACAGGAUCGUGUUGCUCCAGAAGCGAGUUCAACAAUUCCCAGAGGGCAAGAGCCAGUAGCAGACUGAAGCAGUCGUUGGCUUCGGCUAUGGAGAACGAUCCGGAUACUGAAGAGUACGUUUUUAGCUUGAAAAAGGUACAAAAACAGGGUUUUAAAACGAUUUUAUUGAAUUUUUGGUUAAAAGAUGAAGAUACUUUUGAUAAGAUCAAAUAAAAUGAGAUAAUAGCAAUGAUUUACCAUUGAAAUCACCUUGUUCUGACUUCGUAUCCUUCUAAUAUUACCUAUUUAACCCACCAUUUCCAGUCAAAUCGAGCACAUGCAAGAAGAAGAAGCCGAGAAAGCCAGCUUCAAAGACAUUUGGCACUUUGCCAAGCCCGAGCGAGCCCGAUUCCUUCUGGGCUUGAUCUCCACCUUCUUCAGAGGAGCGACGUUCCCAGCGUUCUCCUUGAUUUACGGUCAGAUGUUCCAAGCUCUAGAGAAGGCGUUGAGCGAGAACAAUCAUGAAGAUGUCACGUCUAGAAAUGUUAUCAACGCUUUUGCUUUUGGUGGAUUAGGAGUGUUUGGAUGUGUAUUCACAUUGUCAUCUGGGUUCUUGUUGGGUCAAGUUGGUGAACAAUUGACUAUGAGGUUGAGGAUCGAGGUCUUCAAGGUAUGAAGGGUUGUUUUCAGGGGAAACUUAUUGUUUUUGAACCAAAAAAGGCAUGAUAAUAUUAUUUUCGUAUUGCAAAAGCUAUAAAUUUGUAAAUUUGUUACUUAAAUUUUAAAUUUUCUUUUACAAAAAACUAAAAUACGUUUAUUUAUUCACUAAUGCAGUUAAUAUUACCUAAAAUAAUAUUUAACUUCAUCUUUCAGAACAUUCUACGCCAAGACGGUACCUACUUUGACGAUGUUCGCCAUUCGACCGGUAAAUUAACAGCACGUUUGGCUUCGGACGCUCCGAACGUCCAAGCUGCCAUCGAUCAACGUCUGGCCGAAGUACUACAAGGUCUAGUAUCUCUGGUUUGUGGUGUCACUAUCGCGUUCUACUUCAGUGUCUACAUGGCUCCAGUUGGGCUGGGGUCGGCUGUUGUUAUCGUCAUUAUUCAACUCAUUCUGACGAAUCUUCUCAAGAAAAGAGCUUUGACUGAUGUUAAGGUCGCCGAAGAUGCUUCUAGAGUAGGUUUUGGAGAUUAUAAAGCAAAUUGAACUUGAAAAUAUUAGAAAAAUUUAAAAAAUAAAUGAUUUUGUUACCUAAAAUAUCAAAAAAUUUUUAAAUUGUCAAACUUUUAAAAUACGAUAAAUUGAAAUUUCAGAUAGCUUCUGAAUCCAUUGAACACGUCAAGACCGUCCAAGCCCUAACCCGCCAGAAGUUCCUGUACGAAAGCUUCUGUACCGCUUCAGUAAAACCUCGCAAACGUGCCAUCACCAAAGGACUGCUCCAAUCUCUCACGUAUGGUCUAACUGGUGCCUUUGUUUCCUUCAACUUCGCCUCAGCCUACUUCUUUGGUCUUCUCCUCAUCAAAGGUGGCUACACAACUCCAUUCGUCGUCUUCCAAGUAAUCGAAGCUCUGAAUCUAGCCUCAAUCACGGUGAUCGCUGCUGCAUCGUUCUUCCCAGAAUACAUCAGAGCCAAAGUGGCAGCCGGUUUGAUGUUCAAGAUGAUGCGACACGAGACCAAGAUCGACUCUUUGUCAGAUAAUGGUAUGAAGCCCGAGAUAUACGGCACGGUAGAGUGCGACGGUGUCUUCUUCGCCUACCCCAACACUCCACAGCAUCUGGUACUGAAUGAAUUCACGGCGAAGGCACAGCAAGGUCAGACAAUGGCUCUAGUGGGACCAUCUGGGUGCGGAAAGUCGACCACGAUUCAGCUACUGGAACGAUACUACGAUGUGAUCGCGGGAUCUGUCAAGAUCGACGGCUGUGAUGUGCGACAAAUGUCGAUUCGGCAUCUGAGGAAUCAUGUCGCUAUCGUAUCUCAAGAACCAACCUUGUUCAAUCUAUCCAUUGCUCAGAAUAUCUGUUAUGGGUUGGAUAAGAUCGACAUGGCCAGAGUGAUUGAAGCCGCCAAGAUCGCCAAUGUUCAUGACUUUAUCGAUUCUCUGCCAAAUGUAAGAUUUGAGUUAUUUAUAUCUUGUGGUAUAGUACAAGAUACCUUAUGAGUUUGCCGUUUUUGUUUUAAAAAUAACAAGUUUUGUCAUUUGACUGUCAGAUACCUUCUACUCUCUUCUUUUUCAGAAGUACGAUACCCCAGUAGGCGCCAGAGGCGGUCAGCUCUCUGGAGGUCAAAAACAACGUAUCUCGAUCGCUCGUGCCAUGAUCAGAAACCCCAAGAUCCUACUGUUAGAUGAAGCCACGUCAGCCUUGGACACAGAAUCCGAGAAGAUCGUACAAGCAGCGUUGGAUCGUGCCAGCGAAGGUAGAACUGCCAUUUCCAUCGCACAUAGGCUGUCUACUAUUCAACGAGCCGACAUGAUCGCCGUAUGUAAAGAUGGCAAGGUAAUUGAGUCUGGCAAACAUCAACAGCUUUUGGCCAGGAAAGGACUGUACCAUCGAUUGGUACAGAAACAGAGCGGUUAG